CACAGCAGCCUACAGAGUUAUCCCCAGUCGACACUGGAACUCACAAGUCACAAGAAGUGUGUAGUAUUGUAGCAACCAAAAUGGCGACAAACAAGGGUCAGGAGAAGAGAAGUUCUUCGACCAGACUGUCAACAACCACCUCCACAGGCAAUGAUGAGGAAAAUGAAGACUUUGAAGAUGCACUGGAGAGUGUUCCACAGAGUCCUCCCUUGGAUCCCAGCGUAGAUCGUCUAAGCUUGGACAGAGCCAUCCAAGAAGGAGAUGCUGCCCUCAGAAUGUUUUUCGACAACAGAUUCACAGAGGCCAGGGAUCGAAUGCAGCCCUGGGCAGACAAGAGUAUGUACCAUGCCUUGGGAUAUGGAACAAUUCUCUAUAUUCAAGCUGUCAUGACCUUUGACAUGGCUGACAUUGAAACUGCCAUUGAAGCAAUAAAGAAGUCUGUGAUAGUCUGUGGGAAAGUUAGAAAAAAGACAUCUGUCAUCAGUUCUAUAACUAAGCUUGGAAGCAAAGUUAAUUACAAUGAGUUCACAGAAGAGGAAAUCCAUGCUGAACUUUGUUAUGCUGAGUGCCUGUUGAUCCGUGCAUUUCUGACAUUUAUACAAGAUGAAAAUCUGAUCAGCUUUGUGAAGGGAGGACUGAAAAUAAGAGAGUGCUACAAAAUAUUCAAGGAUUGUCAUAAAAUCCUUAGGAAAAGGAACUUUGACUCAGAUGAGCACAAAGUGCAUUUUGAAAGUGGAGUGUGCAUGGGAGUUGGAGCUUUUAAUUUGAUGAUCUCAUUACUCCCAAGCAAGAUCAUGAAACUAUUGGAGUUCAUAGGAUUUUCUGGUAAAAAGUCCUUUGGACUGAGUCAGCUUCAGCGCGCCUGUGAACUGGGCAUUGGUUUACGCAGCAAGCUGUGUGCUCUGAUGCUGGUUGCGUACCACUCUCUGGUGACCUACAUUCUGGGUUUGGCUGAUGGAGACAUUGAACUAGCGACAGAGGUUCUCCAACCAUGUUUAAAUGAUCAUCCAAAGGGUGCCCUGUUUCUCUUUUUCUCUGGACGUCUUGAGGAAGUGAAAGGAAACAUUGAAGAGGCAAUUCGCAGGUUUGAUGAGUCCAUUGAUUCCCAAAGCGAAUGGCGUCAGUUCCAUCAUCUAUGCUACUGGGAGCUUAUGUGGUGCCACUGUUUCAAGCGUGACUGGCUCAUGUCCAUGAAGUACGCUGAGCGCUUGUGCCGGGAGAGCAGGUGGAGCAAGGCUACUUACACCUAUCAGAAAGCUGCCUUCCUGUCAGUGUGCCCCGACCAGUCUGAAGAGACAAAAAAACAUUUGGACUAUCUCUUUGGAGACGUGCCUAGACUGAAACAGAGAAUAGCUGGAAAGUCUCUUCCUUUUGAAAAGUUUGCAGUAGCGAAGUCUCAGCGGUACUUCCAGCAGGGGAACUACCUUAUUUUGCCAGCUCUGGAACUGAUUUAUGUAUGGAAUGGCUUCAACAUCAUUGGCAAGAACCAAAAGCUGUUAGGGGAGAUGCUGAUGGAUGUGGAAGAGACAAUUACCAAAAUUGCAGAGAAGCAAGAUUCUGCCGAGUCUGAGAAGUUCUACUAUGACAACUACAGCCUGGCCCUGCUGUUGAAAGGCGUGUGUCUGCGACACAGAGAUCAGCUGUUCCAGGCUGAGCAAUGCUUUCAGGAGGUUAUUGCCAAUGAGAAAAAGAUUGUGAAUGACUACUACUUACUGCCCUACACUAUUGUGGAGCUGGCCAUCAUUCAGCUGCUACAGGAGAGGUUUGACGAGGUCAAAAAGAAUUUGGACAAGGUCAAGAAAAAUUACAAGGGAUAUUACCUGGAAAGCCGCCUCCAUUUCCGCAUCCAUGCCAUCCGACUACAACUCAACACGCUCCUCAACAGCGAGGGAGAUGCAGAUAACGAUGAAAGCAUCGACCAGACAGCGACAAAUGAUGUAGAGUCCUGGGAUGACGACAAUGACCUUAACCCUGACCAGGCCUUCGGUGAGGCAAGUGAGAAAUCGAUCCCAUCGACCGAUCUGUGAUCUCAGUUUUGUUUAGCAUUAUCAGGACUUUAUAUUUCCUAACACUUUGCUGCCAUGUCAUUUGUGAUAUUCCUGGGAGGUUGUAACAUUUUGAAGUGUUUUUGAAAAAUUCUGCAUUCUAUUAUUGGUCCCAGCAUGAUGUUUUUGGUAUCAGUGUCUUUAGUAACGUCAGCACGAUUGAUUGCGCCUUUGGAUUUUUUCUAGAAAAUGAAUGCGUUUAUGCUUGGAAAGAAAAGCUGACUGAGGUAAAAAAAAAAAAAAAAAAAGUCCUUAGUGCAGUCAAAGCUUAGCAAUGCCAGUUGCUGGCUGUGCUUUGGCCCGGAAAUCAGGCUGUACCAGGGUGUAACUUUUGGGUCAUGUGGGAUCAGAGGUAGCCCUUUCAUAAGUAUAGUUACGAGAAUACCUGUGAACACUUUGUUAAGUUGUAGAGGGGGUGAUUUCAGAAUAGCACGGAUUCAUUUAAAAUCAAAGUUACACCAUUUCUGUGCAAGUGGAGUAUAUUCAAGUAAUUUUUGCCAAGUAUGUUCAAAAUUAGGCCAAACUAGUUUUUAAGCAAAGUUGUUGUGGAAAUUUAUGAAGUUUUGUAAUGUUUAAACUUGCCUCUCCCACAACUUUGUAUUGAUCAAUAAAUUUUGAAAAUUAAAAAGAAAACUUCAGUGCUCGGUUUGCUGCUCUUUUGUUUAAGCUUGUUUUAAAGUCAUUUGAGUAAAAUUUAGAUUUUUUCAUUGUCAUUGCUACAAAGCUGGAUUGAAAGUCAUCAUUUUAUGUUCAUUUCUUUUAUGUAAUGGCCUCACUGGUUCAUCUUGUGAUAUGCCUGUGUCAUUCUCUAUUUCUAGAUCACUUGGAACAUAAUGAUCAGUGUAUUCAUCAUUAUCAGGCCCCCAUGGGUCAUGCACUGGGGAUGUGACUAACUGUGUUAUUCAUAGAUUCUGUCUUUUGUUGGGGUUUUUUUUCCUGACAGAACGAAAAAGUCACUCUUUAAAGAAAGUUAACCAAACAAUUGAAAGAUGAUUAGACUUUCUAUACAGUGGUUAUAUUUUUUAAAUGACUGAAUAGAAUUUUUCACGAGAACUUGUCAACAUUCAGGCUACACUGCUACUGUCAGAGCUGCAGUGAUGAUUCAGCUUGUGCUAGACUGUCAAGCGUUGUGGCAGUGAAGUGUUAACUGGGUGCCUGGAAGAUACUGCUUUUGGCUCCUCCUCUUUGACUACUUUUAAGCUAUCUAAAAUGUCUCUUGUCUUGCCUAUUGAUCUGAUAUUAAUUACCUCAGUUGGGUGGAUGUGCUUCUCUCUAACACAAACUCAAUAGGAAAAGCAACUUUGUUCCCAUUAAAUUCAACACCAGUCUGCAUAACCAGUAUAUUCGAGACUCAAUAUAUACCAAAAUGCAAAUCGACAUCUUGGUUCUAGUGCAUGAUAUAGUUAAUAUAUCAGUUGUGAAUGUCUUCUACCCUUUUUUUUCCUUUAUGGAGAUAAAUGACAAGGUAUAUUAUUAUUCUGGUAUUCAAAAAACUCAUUGUAUCAGUUUUAAAACUUCAGAUGGGUGUGCCAUUUUUUUUUUUUUACCUUUAUGAGGAUGCGUAACAUAAUUUGUGAUAUUUGAAAAACAUCUGUGAAAAAGAGUUAUGAGAAACUUGUUGCAUUUCAAGCUCAAAAUCUGUGUUAUGAUUUCUCUAAAUAUUGUUAUAUUUUAAAACUUCAAGUGUGGUAGUUACUUGCUACUGGAUUCAGUGCUCCCUUUUUACUGCCAUGUUUGUACCAUUGUAACAGCUGAUGAAAUGCCAUAAUCUGUUGUGAUAUGGCCAGCUUCUUUGCUUUUCAUGCACCUGGCUUAAGUUCAGUUCUCUUUUUUGUUUUGUUUUUCUGUCUCCAUCCUGUGAUGUAUCUCACACAGGGUUAGUUAAUCCAAACAAGCAGGUUCAGAGCAGUUUGCGUCGUAAUGAUCUAAUUGUGUCCAUAGAAGGGGGUGCAUAUUAAUGACAGUUUUAUUUUCUGCUGAUGAAUCUUAUCCAUAAUUCUCUGGUAAUGGGGAAAGUAUACUCACAAAAAAAGUUAUUCCGUCGUUUCAGUGUUUUUGGUACUUAUACCAAUGUGAUAUAGCCUACUCUUCAAAUGAAUCUGAAAAUGUUCAUAUUUUAUAGUGAGUAGUUCUUUCCUAGCAUGCCAAAAAUCCUUUUAUUUAUGUACAUAAAAUCUCUUGAAAGCCGGAAAGAACAAAAUAAAGAAAGAAAAAGGACCAAAAGAAAAA
Aplysia californica (California sea hare) is the source of this 4274-nucleotide messenger RNA. Its product is annotated as tetratricopeptide repeat protein 39B. Lineage: Eukaryota; Metazoa; Mollusca; Gastropoda; Aplysiida; Aplysiidae. Gene Ontology annotation, molecular function: protein binding. The transcript has 18 exons. Bases 81 to 2027 code for a protein of 648 amino acids. The record is from RefSeq and is a predicted model, not a curated record.